CGGAAGUUCUGUUGCCAAUUCUUAUUUUUUUCGCUUUUAUCAUUUAGCUUGUUAAUUAGCAUACUGAGUGGUCUGUCAGAAGCACACCGUUUUUGCAGAAGUAUUUUUCUACCCGUUCAUAUUCAAGAAACUGGGAAAAAAUAGUUUAAUUUUUCGGUCAGCAUAUUUGAUCACGUCCAAUGCGUACAAUAACGCCCCGCUGUCUCCGCAGCCCCUUGUUAAAAACACGGAGUCCAGCACCGCUGACAGCUGAGUUGUGUUAGCUCGCUAACUUGCAUUCUACUGUGGAAAUAAUCCACAUCGUGCGCUGUGCAUGUGAGACGCAGAGAGUCAGAUCAUGGAGCCAAGUGGUACUGGUACUAUAGAACAGACCGAGCCUCGAUCAGUUCGACUUGCCUCGCCUGCUCUGAUGAUGCCAGCUCGGAGCGGCUUGUGCGGUCCUGGGGUGUCGGCCCGGCCGAUGCCCGGCUUCCCCCAAAAGAACAACCAAAGUUCCCCGUCCGAGAAGCCCGGCUCUCGAUGGGUGCGACUUAAUGUCGGUGGAACCUACUUCGUAACCACCAAGCAGACUUUGAGCAGAGAUCCAAAAUCCUUCCUGUACCGACUGUGCCAGGAUGAUCCCGAUCUUGACUCGGAUAAGGACGAGACAGGGGCCUACCUGAUCGACAGAGACCCCACCUACUUCAGCCCCGUGCUGAACUAUCUGCGCCACGGCAAACUGAUAAUGAACAAGGACCUGGCAGAGGAAGGAGUCCUGGAGGAGGCGGAGUUCUAUAACAUUGCGUCUCUGGUACGGAUGGUCAAGGAGAGGAUACGAGACAAUGAGAACAGGACAUCGCAGGGCCCAGUGAAGCAUGUGUACCGGGUCCUGCAGUGUCAGGAGGAGGAGCUUACCCAGAUGGUCUCCACCAUGUCUGACGGCUGGAAGUUUGAGCAGCUCAUCAGCAUUGGCUCCUCCUAUAACUAUGGCAACGAGGACCAGGCAGAGUUCCUGUGUGUCGUGUCCCGGGAGCUUAACAACUCCACCAACGGCCUCGUCAUCGAACCCAGUGAGAAAGCAAAGAUUCUUCAGGAGCGAGGUUCACGGAUGUGAGACUGGACUUACAGCAUGGACACUGAUGCACCGCUACACCUCUCCCCUGAUACAGCCCCACGUCAACAAUACACCCCCAGCCCCCCCCACCCGCUGCGUGACACUCGCUCAGCUGGAGAGGACAGGACGGGGGAGGGGGAGGG
Megalops cyprinoides (Indo-Pacific tarpon) is the source of this 1236-nucleotide messenger RNA. RefSeq names its product BTB/POZ domain-containing protein KCTD2-like. Gene Ontology annotation, molecular function: cullin family protein binding. Gene Ontology annotation, biological process: protein homooligomerization; proteasome-mediated ubiquitin-dependent protein catabolic process. The transcript is spliced from 6 exons. Lineage: Eukaryota; Metazoa; Chordata; Actinopteri; Elopiformes; Megalopidae. The record is from RefSeq and is a predicted model, not a curated record. Gene Ontology annotation, cellular component: Cul3-RING ubiquitin ligase complex; cytoplasm. The coding region runs from base 338 to 1093 and encodes 251 amino acids.